Saxophila tyrrhenica is the source of this 1371-nucleotide messenger RNA. RefSeq lists its product as uncharacterized. The record is from RefSeq and is a predicted model, not a curated record. The coding region runs from base 1 to 1371 and encodes 456 amino acids. NCBI's taxonomy places the organism in Eukaryota, Fungi, Ascomycota, Dothideomycetes, Mycosphaerellales, Extremaceae. The transcript has a single exon.
AUGGACCAGUCUGGAGACAAGCGAAUGCGUCGAGGAAGCCCAUCCAACGACGGUGAGAUAUCCGAGUCGGAGAUACCAUCACCGCAUACCAGGCGAAGAACAGCAAUUCAGGGCCAGCCGGCUCAAGAUCGCCGUAGCAUUCUGCGUAGUGCUCAGGUGGUACAACCGGAUGAACAAACUGAACCGGAGCAGCCGCCGCAAGCUCAUCUGGACAACCGUCAAGGCAAUAUACUGCUUGGCUUAAUAGAAGAAUCUGGACAAGGCACGAGCAGCCCGCUCAGUAGCCCACCAAGCAAUUCACUCAGCAGCUCGCAAGAGUUGCCCCUGCGAAACCGCUCCAUACCUCCCCUCCCGCCGAAGAUAUCUCCACUGAAGACUCCGAGGCCCCUUCAGGACAGCAAGUCCCAAGCUUCGAGAGAUUCUCUCGCACCAGGAACCCCAUUCCUUAUCGCCCUCACCGCCCAGAUCCCCGGCCCCGAGAACAACCCGCAGGCAUACGACCUAGACCUCCGGAACUCCUCCGGCAACAAUCUCAAGCCAAUUCUCAAACUCGACAUACACUCCCCCGACUUCGCUAUAACGAUAGCCAGCUACGCCCCUCACGUAAGCCGGGUUCUCCUCAAGUUCGAAUUCAGCAACUCCCCCGCUGCCCAGCAGACCCGCACCGCCGACAUCCAAACCUCCCUCCAACCCCUCUUACCUCUCAUCGACGACUACAACUUCGGAGUCCGUAGCGUGUUUCAAGGGACCGCGCACUCGGAGAAGGGGCAACAGGAUCUCAACGAUGUAGUUUUCGGGCUUUUCGUGAGUGCGGCGAUGCGAGGGGGCGAGGGGGGAGAGUUUGCGGCGACGGUGAUGCGGGAUGGUGAGCGGGAGUGGAGGCAAGGUAAGGGGUUUAAGGUUGUGGGGUUUGCGGAGAUAUGGGCAGGCGUCCAGCUUGGUCAACCGAUGACUUUCGACAUAUUCUCCACGCACCUGGGUCAGUCUCUGGCAGACCGAGCUGCAGCUGUGAGCCGCGUGUUGAUUAAAACCUACACAACGAUCCCGGUGUGGGAUUUCAAUCAAAUCAGACACAUCAGAGCUUGUCUUAGCGCUCUCCUGAUCCACCCGGUUUUAUACGAUUUCGAGUUCGGCAUUCAGGUCAUUCGUUCCGUUGGAUUUCUCGAACCGGAAGCGGAAGAAUUGAAUCGGCUGCUAGCUCGUGCGGUUGUUCUGGGAAUGUUUCUGGGAGGCUCGUUGCUUCACCAUACCGGAGGUGCCGUGUUAAAUCUACUACCGGGCUACAAAGUCAGGCUUCGUCGUGACACGGAAGUCCUUUGGCACAACACCGGAGACUUCAUGCUUAUCAAUUUUGUCCGGGAAGAGACAUGA